UUUCGUCGUCUCAUUUAAGCGCUGCUCAACAGCUUGCAACAGUGAAUCCAGAUGUCUUGCGCGAAUUGCGUGCGUAUGGAGCAACGCAGAUCGAUAUCAAAUUUAGGGUGUUUGAAGCGAGUGUUCGCGACGCAAUCCUCGUUAGUUCAUAAACCCGGCAAAUAACCGUGUGAUAUCAUUUCCCUGAUGACUCGAACCAUCUCGAUCACCCCAUACAAAAACAAGUCCGAGCUUCUACGAGUUCGGGAGUUGUUUUAUGAAGAUUUUAAUGACUCAGUGUCUCUUAAAGCUGCGAUAGACACAGUUUUAUACUGGCAGAGUAGGGGCAAGGUACCUCAUGCGGUCAACACCACCGCAUGGCUCGUUUCAGCAGUGCUAAAUGAUGCCAUUCUCACAGAAAGAUCGAAAGAACUUCGAAUUCGAACAGAACGUGGCAUGAGUGAUGCUCUACCCAGAAAUGCGGAAGAAUAUGUACUACGGAAUGCAUACUCAAUGGCAUUGGUUCGUUUUGUCAACGGUAUACUAGACCCUUAUCAACAGGGUACUUACGCCGUGGCGCUCCUGACUUUAGCCAAGGAAAUUGAACUUCCUUACUUCUUCGUUGAAGUUCGCCAUUGGGCUACACAUGAACAAUUGCCAUCUUUGGAAAUAUUACGAGCAACUAGUCACCGUGCACUAGAAUGGCUUCACAUCAAAUUUUGGAGCCUACUCGAUGCUUCUCAAAAUUUAAAACGUACUAAAUUCAUGGAGAAGGAAAUGCACUUUAUCGAUAUAAAGCUGGAUGUGACAGCCGCCUUCAGAGCCUAUAGAUCAUGUGUGAAGUCUAAAUUCACGACAGAAAGCUCCAGAAAUAAUUCCAGCCAAGAUAUAACGGUUCUAGAAGCUCAAAUUCAUUCGAUUGCGACUAGCCUGAGUUUAGAUUUUCAUCUCGCCCGUCUCUUGGCGCUGAAAAAAGCUCUCUUGAAAGAGGCAUCUUUCUCUACUAUCCAUGAGACGUACGGCGAUCUUGUUGCGAAAUUACCCCCCAAAUUUCUUUUACUAUUGGUACAUACUCUAUUACUGGAAACACACUCAAAUUGCUCUGUGCAUUCAAUUGGAAGUAUGGUGUACCUGAACACUAAAGAGUGGUUUGACCUUUUCUUAUCGCUGAUUCUUGGGGGACCCUAUCCUUUUCGACUUCAUUAUCAUGUCUACAAUAACGAUGAAGACGUCUUGCAAAGCUUAGAGAAUUACCAUCGUGUUUUGCACUAUCAUAAUCAUAUUCCUUGCGACUUCAAAACAAUCAAGCUUACUAAAAAACCAGACCUAAAAUUUGCAAAAGCCCCUCUGCUCGAAGAACUCUUGCAAGUUUCUUCUGCCCCACCAGGAAAACAGAUGAAACGAAACAGAAAUGAAGACCCCGAAAUACAAAGAGUGACAAACAGAUCUAAGGCCGGCCGCGUCUUCGAAAAGCCAUCAACAUGGCGAAUUUUACCGUUUGGUAUCAGUGCAAUGUCCAAUAUCUAGUAUCGUCGAAUACACCAUGAAUCAAAACAUACUACGAACGGUCUACUCAAGAACA
Metschnikowia bicuspidata var. bicuspidata NRRL YB-4993 is the source of this 1561-nucleotide messenger RNA. RefSeq names its product rRNA-processing protein (gene LAS1). Gene Ontology annotation, cellular component: preribosome, large subunit precursor; Las1 complex. NCBI's taxonomy places the organism in Eukaryota, Fungi, Ascomycota, Pichiomycetes, Serinales, Metschnikowiaceae. The record is from RefSeq and is a predicted model, not a curated record. Bases 187 to 1506 code for a protein of 439 amino acids. Gene Ontology annotation, biological process: maturation of LSU-rRNA; maturation of 5.8S rRNA. Gene Ontology annotation, molecular function: endonuclease activity. The transcript has a single exon.